Messenger RNA from Salmo salar (Atlantic salmon), 1894 nucleotides. RefSeq names its product keratin, type I cytoskeletal 50 kDa-like. NCBI's taxonomy places the organism in Eukaryota, Metazoa, Chordata, Actinopteri, Salmoniformes, Salmonidae. Gene Ontology annotation, molecular function: structural molecule activity. Gene Ontology annotation, cellular component: cytoskeleton. The record is from RefSeq and is a predicted model, not a curated record.
AUGACCGAGAUUCGGAAGCACUACGAGUCUGUGGCCAUCAAGAACCGCAAGAGCUGGAAGCCUGGUACCAGGCUGGCCACAGUGGAGAUUGAAGUCGUGGCAAACAAUGAGCAGCUGAAAUCCUCCCUGGAGGGCACCCUGGCAGACACCCAGAAGCGCUACUCUGCUCAGCUGGCAGGGCUCCAGAGCAUGGUGACUAGCCUGGAGCUCCAGCUCUCCCAGCUCCACGCCAACAUCGCCCACAACAAGCAGGAGUACGACAUGUUGCUGAACCUCAAGACCCGGCUGGAGCUGGAGAUUGCAGAGUACAGGAAGCUGCUGGACGGAGAGGACGACAGCUCCACCCCAGGUAAGCCAUUGUAUACAGCGAGCAAUAGGCCUUUGUAGACUUCUUGCCAAACGCAUCAUCAUGAGACUGAUGAGACUUGGUCUUGCUUGAUUUUAAGCUGAAAGCAAAAUACUGUAUCUUCAAAACUUGAAAGUUGACAAUUAUUUUGGACUGUAUCAAAAGUGGACUAAUGAAGAAGAUAUGAAGAAACAAAAAUUAUUAUAAAAGUAUGCUUUAAAAGUGCUCAGUAUGAGUGUUGCAAUGAGAUUUACUCCAUGUCCAUUUAUGACUCCACAGUAGUUACCAAGACGAUCACCGUGACCCAGACCAUUGUGGAUGGAAAGGUGAUGGUUCUGGUAACAGAACCAUCAAUAAAGAUUAUGUGGUUGAAUGAGAAUGGACUGUGUGGUUUCACUUGUUUCAGAGAUAUUCAUGCUUUAUCAUAGACUGACUAUAUGAAUCUGUGAGUAUGGAUGUCAUAGCAGAUACAUUUUGUGCUCUCAUUUCAUAUGACUUGAUUUCAAUUUUACAUCUUUCCACCAAAACAUGGUGUCCAGCAUUAGAGUUGACUCCACAAACACUCUCCAUACAGUAUAUAACUCUGAAUCUAAUGCUUGAAAAACUGAGUUUGAUUAAUAGAGAUAGAAUGAUGUCAUUUUGCCGACAGCCAGUGUGACGGCCCUCCCACUCUGCCGAAUUCUUUCUUUUUGCUCUUGUUUUCCUUGGUGGGAUGUUCGGGGGGCGGAGCCGGGAGGGUCGUCAGUGAGGUGGGACGCACCUGGGCUCGGGUGUGUCCCGGGGAUAAGUACACCUUUUCCCAAUUCAUUGAGGAGACUCUCUCCACGCAGACACACUGUUAUUUUUGGUUGUGGCAUUUUGUGGUUUGUUUGUUUUGGCACCUUUCAACACCCCUCAUUUUCACCAUCUAUGCAUGCAACCACUCACUUACACUACUGAAUACUGACUACACACACCAUUUUUACUUGUAUAUAGUUUUAGUUAAUAAAUGUUUAGUUAAUAAAUAUAUUUUUGUUAUUCCUUAUCUCCACGUUGUCUCCCUCUUCGUAACUGGCUACGAGCAGCUUCGUGACACUAGCAAUCAGACUUCUUCUAUUCACAUUUCUAUAUUGCCAUGUAUUAAACUCAACUCAGCAGAAGUGAAUGUAAAAAAUUAUACUAUUCAAGAUCAUACUGACACAUAUACUUUCUCAAGAGAAUAGAAUUGGCCUCAUGUGCACAAGAUGACAACUUAUAUGAUUGUCAGAUGUAUAGGAGCAUGCCAGAUCAGAUACAUCAAGUUGAAAGACACAGAAAACAGAAUGAUGGUGUCAGCAAGUCAGAGCAUCUUUAUUGUAUUCACAAUGGGGUCUGUUGUUGGUGUCCCAUCCAGAUGUAGUAGAAUAUGUUGUUCUGGAGGUGUUAACCAUAGAAAUAGAAUUACCAGAAAAUAAAUCCCCAUUCUAGUCAAUGUUCCAUGAUGGGUAUCUGAGGGGCUUUAGCCAUUCUAGAAAGAAUAGGAGGAUGGUAUGCAUAUCUUUAACUACAGUUAACCGGAGCUGGCCUAAA